AUGUCGAUGCGGGAGAGUAUAUUCAGUAUCGGAUCCCGAAUGAUCCAGAGACACGACGAUGACAUAAGUUUCGAUGUUAUGAAUCUUGAUGACUUGCAUCAAACGCACAGUGACCUCUUGCAAGAAAUCUGGAUGUUGACCCUAGAAAAUGACAUGUAUGAGCGGUACCUGAGCCGACAAGAUCCUCACGGUCUCAAAACCAUCAAGAAUGUCCUGGACAGAGCAAAAAUCACAAGAAGAGUUACAGCACACUUAUUACCAAGAUCAUCGCGUAUGAGCUUCCGAGAAAGCGUAAUAAAUGUCCAUGACCCUGGCAGAUAUAGUGUUGUUAGUACACCUAGCAUUGUCAGCAUGCCGUCCGUAAGUCGAUUAGGAGCAACAAGCAUCAUGACAGUGGGAACUACAGGCGAUAGCCCGAAGUCAGAAUAUCAAAAACCACUCGGCCGCUUUGAACAAUCUUAUCAAACUACUCCGGUCUCGAAUGCCUUAAACAUCAUAAAAAUUCUUUAUCGAACCACACUUUCAUCCUAUCAGAAUCACAAUAGCACAUCGGAUGUUUAUGGCAAGAAAGGAAGUGGAGGAGAUGAAACGGAAACUGGAACAGAUACAAGUUCAGGUGAUUGCACGUGUUUCAGAGUGUACCGCCGUAUUGUGAAUGCAUUUUUCACGCGCGACUUCUCGCGAAGAUUCAUCGAAGAAUGGCUGAGAUCGGCGAACACGAUACUAGAGAGGCUAAGAUUGAAGAGCGCUACAUUGAGAAUGCUGAUCAGAAAGGCUAGACAGCAGCUUGCUCAGAGGAAGGAACUAGGCGAGUUACUUCACGCCGUUGACUUCGAGAAAUUAAACAUCGAGAACCAGGAUUACGCAAAGAUGCUCGAAGAAAAGAACUUGUACGUGAUAGAUAUGAAGAGAAUCGCAGGGUACUACCAUCUGAAACUGACGCAACACAAGCAGAAACUGGGAGAUCUGUUGCGUAAAUUGAACGAGGUGAAGAGCGAAAUUAUAACGAAACAGGAUCAGAUUAACGAGUUAAAGAUCGAGCAGCGGGUCGUUGAGGUUAAAGUGAAACGGCAGAACAGGAAAUUGCAAAAUUUAUUGAAUUUCAUGGAUAAUCAUGUCGCACCAGAUAUUUUAGAAUUUGUCCACAUACAAGUAGAAUGCGGGGAAUUAGACAAAACUUAUAAAUUACUGCAGAGACGUAGGAAUAUCGAGAAGAUAAUAUUUGAGGAGUAUAGAAAACAGUCUCAGAUCAGAAAGAAAUCUCGUAUGGACGAAGAAGCCAGGCAAAGACAGUAAGUCACGGUACAAUUUUAUCUAAUUUGGGAUUCAUCUAUUGAUUUGAUAUAUUACUUUAG
Messenger RNA from Bombus impatiens (common eastern bumble bee), 1355 nucleotides. RefSeq lists its product as uncharacterized. Gene Ontology annotation, biological process: cilium assembly. The transcript is spliced from 7 exons. The coding region runs from base 1 to 1296 and encodes 431 amino acids. Gene Ontology annotation, cellular component: axoneme; ciliary basal body. The record is from RefSeq and is a predicted model, not a curated record. NCBI's taxonomy places the organism in Eukaryota, Metazoa, Arthropoda, Insecta, Hymenoptera, Apidae.